UAGUCCUUUGCCUUUCCCUAUUGGGGAUAAAUUUUAAAACAACAACGAUUUUGAGGUUAUUAAAACGUUGUAGUAUCUUUGGUUGUAGUGUUUUCUAUUGAUAUUGGGUAGUUUUACAAAUUUAUAAUCAUGCCUAAAUUAGAAGACAAACCUCGAGUUUUCUUGGAAGAAUUUCGUAUAAAGAAUGGACCUGAUGAUUAUGGAAUGGCAGAUGAAAAAUGGAAUUUUAAGAAGUUUACUAAAAAGUUUCGCAUAGUUAUUGUCCGUAUGGAUAAUUCGGAAAUGGAGUUUGAUUUAAUUGGUAUUCAGCCUGCCUUUGCAAAUGCAUUUCGUAGACUCAUGCUGAGUGAAGUACCAAGCAUAGCAAUCGAAAAAGUUAUGAUUAAGAACAACACAUCAAUUAUACAAGACGAAGUUCUAGCCCAUAGAUUAGGAUUAAUUCCUCUUAAAGCAGAUCCCAAUCUUUUCGAAUUCCGACAACAAGAUGCAACAGAAGGAUCAGAAUUUGAUACUUUGGAGUUUUCCUUAAAAAUCAAAUGUACAGCAAAUAAAUCGCAGCCUAAAGAUUCAUUUAGAAUGGAAGAUUUGUAUGAAAACCAUAGCGUUUAUUCUUCGGCAAUUAAGUGGCAUCCAAUAGGCAACCAAGCAUCUAUAUUUAAAGAAGCUGAUGUUGGUCCUGUACAUAGUGACAUACUUAUAUCGAAAAUGAGAUCAGGCCACGAAUUGGAUCUCCACUUAGUAGCAGUUAAAGGCAUAGGCAAAGACCAUGCGAAAUUUUCACCUGUUGCAACUGCUUCAUACAGAUUGUUGCCAGAGGUAAGGUUAGCACGCGAAGUUAGAGGUAGUGACGCAAGUUUAUUGCAAAGUUGUUUUUCUCCGGGAGUGAUAGGACUUGACUCUGACGGGAAAGCCUAUGUGAGAGAUGCGAGAUAUGACAGUUGUAGCAGAAAUAUAUACCGUUAUGAUUCAAUAAAAGAUGCUGUUAUAAUAAGCAGGAUAAAAGAUCACUUUAUAUUUAAUGUGGAAUCCGUUGGAGCAAUGCCACCAAAUGUUAUAUUUGUUGAAGCAGUCAAAAUAUUAAGAGAUAAAUGUCAAAACUUAUUAGAUGAAUUAAAUAAUUUAUAAGAAA
This is a messenger RNA of Melitaea cinxia (Glanville fritillary), 1129 nucleotides long. RefSeq names its product DNA-directed RNA polymerases I and III subunit RPAC1 (gene Polr1C). Gene Ontology annotation, cellular component: RNA polymerase I complex; RNA polymerase III complex. The coding region runs from base 130 to 1125 and encodes 331 amino acids. Lineage: Eukaryota; Metazoa; Arthropoda; Insecta; Lepidoptera; Nymphalidae. Gene Ontology annotation, biological process: DNA-templated transcription. Gene Ontology annotation, molecular function: DNA binding; protein dimerization activity. The record is from RefSeq and is a predicted model, not a curated record. The transcript is spliced from 6 exons.